CAUACACACUGUCAAAACGUUCUACGCGAAGCGAUUUAGUUUUCUCAACGGGUUCGUCAUCAUUGCCUGAAAAUUAUCACGUUUAUGGAUUAAUGCUUAAACUAGCCUUCAACAACAUUGAAACAUUUCGAUUCAUGUUAGAGAGUUGUAAAGAAAAAAGUGUACUCUAUAGCUCUGCUGACCUUACAUCAACAUCGUAUCACUGUCGCUGGUGCUGUGCUCGCACCGCCAUUCGUGAUGUGCUAUUGAGCAAAAACCAAACAAAUUGUGCGUUCCUCCCGAAAACAAUUAUAGUUCACAUCACACGGUGCCACGCAUCUGGUCCAAUGGCAUUCGACAAAAACGGUACCGGCCAAGCUGAAGCAAGUGCAAUUCUUUAGUGUAAACAACAUGUUUUUGUUUAACGUGGAGCCUCCCCAUGGUACAUAGGGCUCCGUUGGCAAUAGCUGAUCUUGUGCGCAUCAAACGUCUUGGUAGAAUCUCGUUAACAAUCUACCAGCAUCUGUAGUAGAAAUUUUCUUCCAUUCCAAACAUGUUGUCAGUCGGAUACGAACAGCGAAAGAAGAACGACCGUACGAAUGAUAGGAUAUCCGUUGAUGUUAGUCGAAGUAGCAAACACCACAAUCGUUAGCCGCAUUGGGCAUUCGGCCUGCCGAAAUAGCCUUCGACUGUUGGCAUCAAGCGUCAUCAGUGGCUGCGAACGCGCAAAAUGCAGGCAAAAAAACGCUACAUUCUAGUGAUAAUCUGUUGCGCUUUCCUAGCGUACUGUUACCUGGGAGGCUAUCGGCUGAAAGGAUUGCAAGCGCUGUUUCGGAUACGUGUGCGUAAAAAUCCGGACAAUCUACCAUGCUAUCACCAGCUGCACUACCAAUACGCUGAAAGUACGGAUUCAUCAAAUCAGGCGCAAGCAUUACCGGACGAUGAUCUAUUUACCGCUCCCACAUACGAAUCCCGAUUCCGCGAUGUAGCCCCUCAGCCGUCUUUCCAACGAGGUGGUGCUAUACGGCGUGUGACUGAUGAAGGAGGUGCGAUGUUCAAAUCCUGUCGCAUGGAAACUUGCUUCGAUUUUAGCAAAUGUAGCGAUAAGAACUUUUACGUUUACGUGUACCCACCGGAGCCAUUGAAUUCGCUUGGUGCACCACCGCCAAUUAGUCAAAACUAUCAAAAAAUCAUAUCGGCCAUUCAAGAAAGCCGCUACUAUACGACUGAUCCCGAGCAGGCCUGUCUGUUCGUGCUCGGCAUUGAUACACUUGAUCGCGACUCGCUCAGUGAGGAUUUUGUGCGUAACGUGCCGUCUCGCCUGCAACGGCUACCACACUGGAAUAAUGGGCGUAAUCAUAUCAUCUUUAACCUUUAUUCGGGCACGUGGCCAGACUACAACGAGAAUGGGCUCGGAUUCGAUCCGGGACAGGCAAUCCUAGCUAAAGCCAGCAUGAGCAUCCAAUCACUGCGACCCGGCUUUGACGUUAGUAUUCCUCUUUUUCACAAGCAGUUCCCGUUGCGUGGCGGCAAUACAGGUUUCGUAAUCAGUAACAACUUCCCAGCCAACAAGAAGUAUCUACUUGCCUUCAAAGGUAAAAGGUACGUCCAUGGUAUUGGUUCUGAAACACGAAACUCGUUGUUUCACUUACAUAACGCCAGAGAUUUUGUAUUAGUGACAACUUGCAAGCAUGGAAAAAGUUGGCGAGAUUUGCAGGAUGCUCGAUGUGACGAAGAUAAUCGAGAAUACGAUAGGUAUGACUACGAAACAUUGUUGCAGAAUUCAACGUUCUGCCUUGUGCCCAGAGGUCGUCGUUUAGGAUCAUUUAGGUUUCUGGAAGUGCUUCAAGCGGGUUGCAUACCAGUGUUGCUUUCAAAUUCAUGGGUGUUACCGUUUCAGUCCAAAAUUGACUGGAAGCAAGCUGCUAUUUGGGCAGAUGAAAGACUGUUGCUGCAAGUUCCAGACAUCGUACGUUCCAUCUCUACAAGCCGUAUUCUAGCUUUACGUCAGCAGACACAAGUGCUUUGGGAGCGUUAUUUUAGUUCUAUUGAAAAAAUAAUUUUUACAACAUUUGAGAUUAUCCGUGAGAGACUGCCAGACUAUCCUCAUCGGAAUGGACUGACUUGGAAUACAUCCCCAGGGGCACUAUUGACUAUUCCGACCUUUUCCGAUACUCAUCGCCGAUUUCCGUUUCUGCUAGACAAACUUGGUCACACACCCGGACUGAACUAUACCGCCGUAAUAUUUGUACAGAUCGGUACGCAGCUUACACCAAACUCAGCUUUAUACAAGCUAGUCAAAAGUAUUACCAAAAGCCAAUACAUAGAUAAGAUUUUAAUUCUGUGGGCAACUGAUAGAUCUGUUCCGCCGAAGAAACGUUGGCCAUCUACAGGUCACAUUCCACUGCACAUCAUAUCGGGCAGCACGAGCGAAGACCGGCCAAGCAUAUCCCAAAGAUUCUACCCCCACGAUCAAAUCGAGACUGAUGCCGUUUUGUCACUGGAUGAAGAUGCUAUAUUAAACACCGACGAGCUGGAUUUUGCCUAUCAGGUGUGGCGCGAUUUUCCAGAUCGCAUCGUCGGCUAUCCGGCGCGGGCACAUUUUUGGGAUGAUUCCAAGAACGCAUGGGGUUAUACAUCCAAAUGGACAAACUAUUAUUCGAUCGUUUUAACUGGCGCCGCAUUUUAUCAUCGUUACUAUAAUUAUCUUUACACUAACUGGUUGUCGUACCUGUUGUUAAAGACGGUACAACAAUCGUCCAACUGUGAAGACAUUCUCAUGAAUCUUCUUGUAUCGCAUGUCACUCGUAAACCUCCCAUUAAGGUGACGCAGCGAAAAGGCUACAAAGAUCGAGAAAGUGGAAGAUCUCCUUGGAAUGAUCCUGAUCAUUUUAUACAGCGUCAGAGUUGUCUAAAUACUUUUGCCGCAGUUUUUGGUUAUAUGCCUUUACUUAGGUCGAACCUGCGACUGGAUCCUGUUUUGUAUCGAGAUUCGGUAUCAAAUUUGAGGAAAAAAUACCGACAGAUCGAGCUGGUCGGUAGCUAGCGAUUUUUGUAUAUUUAUUAAAUUAGGUUACAUGUCAUAUUCAAAUAACAUCGAACAUCAUUUAUAUACAACCUUCAUUAAAUUAAAUCCUCGUAAUACAAGGAUUUAACUGUCGUGUUGUUCAAAUAGUUUGUUUUUAACUAACCCUCUGAAAGGGUUUAAUGGUUUAGUUUUCAGUGCUUCGCAUCAAAAGUAAAGCAAACUGGCUAAGUAAUAUUAUUUCAAUUACAGUAGGAACAAUGUGAGCAUAAGUGAUCAUCAAUCAAAAAAAUAAAAAUUAAAACACAGGAUAACAAUAAUUACUUGCGAUAUUGCAUCGCAACGUUUGAUUUUAAUUUGUUGAACUAGUCGAAAGUAGAUACUAAAAUGCACAACAUGUUCUUCAUGUCUCACAGAUAUUUUUAAAGAAAAAAUAAAAAUAUAGAAAAAAAUAAAGCGAUGUGUCGAUUAACGCAGCAUGUAAAAACCAUGAAAAUACACAGCAGCAAUUGUUGGCAUUACAUAGUAGCAAAUAAUUACUAAGCAAAUAAGUUAACUCGUCAAGGAUGGUGAGCGGCUGAAUAUAUAAGCGAAUAAGUAGAAAAGUGUAUAGAAAUUUGUUGAAUGUAAUAAUCGAAAAUACGCGCAUGUUUAGAAAAAUGAGCUUUAGGCAUGUUUGAGCCAGUUGCUGCUAAUGCGCGGAAUAGUUUCGGAAAAGCAGAAUGUUGCGACAUUCACGAAUAGAUAUUGUUUUUUUUUUAAUAUGCAUGUUCAUGAACACUGAAAACAUAAAAAGGAUGCUAAUUAAAUGUAUUUCACACAUGCACAGUGACCAUAAUGAUGGGAAACAAGGUGUUUUGCGCUUCAUCUGAAAUAGUUGUACUAUAUUGUUUUGCUGGUUACAGUUGUAUGAACUAACCAUGUGUAAAAACCGAUUACGUAAACUGUGGCAGCGUAAAAAAGCAAUUUCGCUCAUUUUGCUGAUAUGAUUUUUUUGUUUUAAUUUGAAUUAAAAGCGGCACAAUAAAUUUAUUGAAACAUAUUUUGAAAUGAAAUCUUGCAUCGAAACAAGCAAAACUCAAUAAUUCAAAAUGUGUAAUCGCUUCUAUAAGUGCGGUAGCACAUUAGCGAUUAGCAUGGUACAUCAAUUGUAUGAUUAAAUCAUCACACUGACAUAGAAUGCGUGUACUCAGUAAAAUAGGCGAAUAAUUUGUUAUAUCAUAUCCAGCAAAUGGUCCAAAACAGACAAGCAAAGGGAAACAAAUCAAUUAAAUCUACGAUCAUAACACUAAACUUCUAGAAAGUUCAAUGAAUUAUGGGAAACCACGAAGCCAUAUCUAGGAAUGCCAUUUACGAUGCCAGUAAAGAAAAUUCAGCAAUACUAGGAUUUUAAAGAUAAAACAAAUACAACAGGAAAGUGUGAUGAUGAACAAUUAUUUGUUCGAACACAUUUUUGCUUUCAUCAUUUGAUCGAACACAUUUUUUUGGCAUUGUAUUGCCCCAUUGAAAUGUAUAUUAUUAUUAUUUGUUAGUUUGUUAAACAGUGAACGCUACAAAUAUCAAUUAUCUCAAUUAUCUGGCUAUAACCUGUCUAACCGUCGUGGAAAAAGUAAAACAAAACAACAACAAAAUAAAUUGUUUCUUUCACUAAGUUCUCUUUGAAUUCAAACUAAUGUUGCUAAAAUAAACGUUUUAAUAUAAUUUAUUUUUCACCAUGAAUUUAGUAUAUCCUAUGAAAAGGGAUAUGGCAAUUACUCUAUUAAAGAUGUUCGACAAUUGUUUCCAUGUUAUGGUUAAUAUUUUGAUCUUUUUUAAGACAUCCAAUAUCAAUUAAACUUAACUAACUUACCGAUCUACCUCAUGGCUCAUCAUUAUGCUCCCAUAUAGUGCUGAUGCACGUGACCAACGAUCGUUUCACUAUCAUUUUCCUAUGUCUAGUUUACUUAUCCUUAAAUAUUGUCUUUCAUAAAUACAUACACUUACACCGAUUCACUUUUUUCAUUUUGCAACAUGGCAGGUUUAAUGGAGAAGACUUAACCGAUUGUACAUAAAACAACAAACUAUUACAGCUAAUGAAUUCAUUUGCUCUAUGUGUAUAAUUGCCCAAAUUUACUUAAUCAAAGGUCGAUCGGAUGUAUUCUAACAACAGGAAAUCAUGCUGAGCAAGUUAAUUAACCAGAACUGA
Anopheles arabiensis is the source of this 5189-nucleotide messenger RNA. It is a transcript of the gene ttv, whose product is annotated as exostosin-1. NCBI's taxonomy places the organism in Eukaryota, Metazoa, Arthropoda, Insecta, Diptera, Culicidae. Bases 710 to 3025 code for a protein of 771 amino acids. The transcript has 11 exons. Gene Ontology annotation, molecular function: glycosyltransferase activity. Gene Ontology annotation, cellular component: membrane. The record is from RefSeq and is a predicted model, not a curated record.